AUGAACUCUGCUUCUUCUGCUCAAAGCCCUGUCCGAACUGCUCCUCAGAGCUUCGACAGUCUGGCAAACGCGCCACUUCGAAUCGAGAUCCGCCGCCCACUGGGUUAGUUUAUUUUUCACUUUGAUUUUCAUACUCAAUAUUCAUUUUCGAUUCAUUUCUAAAAAUGCUGUAUUUGCAGACAUCACCACCAGAACCCGCAGAAGUCUCGACUUCAACGCUCUGAGUCCUGUUCGACCUGCCCCAGCUUCUCAAGAGUUUGACAGUCUGGCAAACGCACCAUUUAGAGAGAAUAUCCGUCGUUCUUUGGGUUAGUUUUUGUACUUCUGGCAGUUUCUCAAUUAUUCAUCUUGCAGACACCACAACCAGAACUCGCAGAAGCCUCGACUUUUCGCUCGACCUCGCUCGACCGAAUCCUGUCGAGCCUGUUCCGGAAGUCCCAGCUGGGAUCCUGAAGACUCCGACUCGCAGCAAGAUCUCUCCGAAAGCCUCGAAACGUGUGACUUGGGCUCCGAUCCGCAAAACUCGCCAAAAUGGAAAGAUCCGUCAUUCUUCAGGUAAUUUUUCAACUUCAUCUGACUUCCACUGAUGGGAUAAUCUUUUCAGUCUCUGCCCAGCCUUCUGCUCUUUCUCUCGCAAACUGGAACCCGAACUCCAUGAAGUCGCUGGUCGUGACGCUCCUCGAGAUGCCUUCCCGUCCAAUUCCCCGAAACUGAUCGUCUCCAAUCCGCAAUUUCCGUUUUUUUUUUCACGUUCCGAUUUCUUCAACUGAUCUCUUUCUUGCCUUUUUAGUCGCUGAUGGCUUUCUAACUUUGUUUUCAAACUUUGUUUCCAUUUUUCUUUCAUUUCACUAAAUUCCCACUUUAUAACGUUUCUGGUAUUUUCAAGUCACUGAUAUAGUCUUUUAACUCUCUUCGGUACCCCUUCAGUAACAAUUUUGUCUUAAGUGCCCCCUCCAGUGAUUAUUUUCUUUUUCUGAAGAUCUUUUUGCAUUCGGUGUUAUUAUUGUUCUUAUUAUUCUAUCCUUCUCUGAAAUUAUCGUCCUUAAUUGUUAUGUUUUUGGUUUAAAGUCAAUAAAACAAAAAAAAAAAUUAAAUCUUUGUUCUUACUUGAAAAAGGAAACGAAAGAAUUCAAAGAGGAGCUCAAUAAUUCGAAAAGCUCGAUCAACUUUCUUCACUCACUUCUGCUUGAAAUUGUUAUUUUUUUAUAACACGAUAGUUUGAAAAAAAUCUAACUCAUGAAACGUCAAAACUUGAAUAAUCUGAGAAUAGAUUGAGCCGAAGAGGAGAAGUUAGGAAGCUGACCAAAUUUAGCCUUCAGUCUGUCGUUUAAGAUCUUUUUUUCCUGCAGUUUUCAAAAAAAUUUCAUGAAAUUUUUUUAAAAACUCAGCCAUAACCUCUGAGUAGAGACCGCAGAGCCACGCCCCUUUUUGCGAUGGUGAAAUGCACUGGUUUUUUAGAUUUCGUGUUUGAUGUUUACGUAAAAGCGCAAUACUGAAUCAAACACAGAGAAAUUUGGUGGAAACAUAGAGAAAACCUUCCUCUUUAAUCUCAUAUACUUUUCAGCCGAUUUUCGAAGCGUUUUAGCGGAGUGUCGUACAAAAAACCAAAACUACUUUUUCUUCGGGUUUUUCAACCUAGUUCCAUGUCGUUGGCGAAUUUUUUUAUUUUUCGAAUUCGAUUCUUAAGUGAAAAAAACAAAUCUUUUUAGGACAAAAAAAUUAAAAUUUUUUUACGGUGCCUAAUCUUCAUGAGGCUGCGCAAAGUUGAAAAUUUCGUAGUCGGUUUUCGAGAGCGUGUAAGUAAAAAAAUUUUUUUAUUUUUAACUUGUGGAUUAAAUUGUAACUAAAAUUUUUAUUAAUAUAAAACUGAAUCCGAAAACUUUGUUUUUCUGAGAAAAAAAUAAACAGUGAAAAUUUCGAAAUUUAUUUUUAACAUGGUUAGAUGUCGUUGGCGCCUUUUUUUAUUUCUUAAAUAUUAGCGUAUCUCAAUUUUUCAAUCAAUUAAAAAAAUAAAAUAAAAAAAUUUUUCACGGUGCCUAAAAAGUUUAAUUAUUGUUAAUUUGAAGCCAACGUUUAAAAUAACAAAAAACACCGAAAACGGAAACAUUUUGAACUGAAUCUCUAUGAAUAAAUUAUUUUCAGGUGGUCCGAACACAUGUGACUAAUAAUUGUUCAACUAUCAUAACUUUUUUUAAACAAGAUAGUCGGUAAAUGCUGUACUUUGAUGUGAAGUGCUGUAUAGCGCGAACGCCUCUUAUCUCCGAGAGAUGUGUGUGGAGCAGCGCAAGUGCGCUUGCAUACAGUUGUGAUAUCGCGAGUUCAAUCCUCGCAGCGGCCAUUUUUUUUUAUUUUUCAAGAAAAAAUAUCUUUUCUUUUCAAACUUGCGGUUUUAUACUGUUUUAAUGACUUAUUACGACUUUGAAAACCAAACUAAACUACUAAAAAAUUUAAAUCCGAUAUGAAAACAAAAUGAACGACCAAAAGUGUAAAAUCUAAACUUUCAGUACUAAAUUUCGCGACUUUUUUCACUACUGUUUUGACCACAGCUUUUUUUUUCUCAACCUUUUUCGAAAAACUAAACUGUUUUGGAUAGUAAAUUAGAGCAGCUAUCCAACCAUAGUAAUAUUGAAGUUCGAAAAUUUUUUUUAAAAUUCGUCUACGGUCCCUACCUUUGAGAAUUGUAAGAAAUGUUCUGAAAUCUCUGAUUUCCCUUCGUGAUCGUAUUUAACUGAAAUAGUCAGCCUUCAUGUUGGGAAUGAACAAACUUGAAGUUAUUGUACCAAGAAAUUUCAGAAAUCUCGGAGAACGUGUGCUAAAGAAGUAAGAUUUAAAGAUCUAAAAUAUCCUCUUUUGAGGAGAAAAAGAGUAUCUUUCCACCGUUUGUUUAAUUUCGACACCUGUUAUCUCUUUCUCAACUAACUUCUCAUGGUCAACCUUCAGGCUGGGAAGAUGACAAAGCUGUCGAUCAAGUAAUUCACACCAAAGUAUUGGUUACAAACGGGCAACUGACACCUUCUUCUGUCGGGUCACGGACGAGUGACACUAUUUAGGAGCUCAUUUCCGAUUUAGGAAGUAUCCAACCAAGCGAUUGACACAUUUAGACCCCGGACAACGCCAGUUCCGACUGAUCAGUGACAAGGUGUGAGACGCGGCCCAAGCUCCCAAGUUGACACUUGGGACGCCUGAGGCUUGUGGACCGACUAACUCCGCCUCUUUUGGGUUUAAAUAGCCGCCGUCGAGGAGCUCGAGCCAACUUUUGUCGCUGAAACUCUGUUCCUCACGAUGAACUCUGCUUCUUCUGCUCAAAGCCCUGUCCGAACUGCUCCUCAGAGCUUCGACAGCCUGGCAAAUGCGCCCCUUCGAAAGAGUUUUCGCCGUUCUUUGGGUUGGUUUUUUUUAAAUCAUCAACGUUUAACGAUCCUUCGAAUUUGUUGUUUUUUUCCUCUUCUAUACUCUUGCUAGCAUCAUUCAUUUUUUUUUUUAGAAAAAGAAGCUUUCAUUUUAAAUUGAUCAAAGUUUGAACAUUUUUUUUCAUUCUGAAGGUACUAUAGAAAAUUUGAACAUUCAUUUCCUUCUAAUGUCUUCCACUCAAAACCUGUCCAUUUUGCAGACACUACUACCAAGACUGCCAAUCGCAGGAACCUCGACUUUUUCGCUCUGAGUCCUGUCCGACCUGCUUCAUCUUCUCAGGAGAUCGACAACAUGGCAAAUGCGCCACUACGCGAAAAUAUCCGCCGUCCUUUGGGUUAGUUCAUUCACCUCUCACAGCCCUGUAUAACUUUUUUUAACUUCGAUUUCUUCAAAAAAGUCCUGAAAUUGCAGACAUUACUACGAGAACUCGAAGAAGUCUCGACUUCAACGCUCUGAGUCCAGUUCGACAUGCUCCAGCUCUUGAGGACUUCAACAACUUGGCCAAUGCGCCCCUUCGGAAGACGAUCCGCCGUUCUUUGGGUUAGUAUCAUAAUUCUUAAGCUUAUUAAGAAAUCUUUUCUUCUCUUUAAACUUUAUAAACUUCUAGAUACUACCACCAAAGUCGCCACUCGCAGAAGUCUCAACUUUAACGUUCUGAGCCCAGUUCGAGCUUCUCCAGCUUCUCAAGAGAUCGACAGUUUGGCAAAUGCGCCGCUUCGGAAGAAUAUUCGCCGUUCUUUGGGUUCGUUUUUUCAUUCUGAAGCAUUUUCAAACUUCCUUUCCUUUGCAGACACCACCACUAGAACUCGCAGAAGUCUCAACUUUUUCGCUCUAAGUCCUGUCCGAGCCGCUCCAGUUCCCCAGAACUUCGAUAGUCUUGAAAAUGCGCCCCUUCGCAGAAACAUGCGUCGUUCUUUGGGUUAGUUUCUUGUCUAUUCUGGAGCGUUUUCCGUUUGUUUUCAAUUUUGACGUCUACAGUAUCAUCCUGAUUUGCAGACACCACCACCAAAACUCGCAGAAGUCUCAACUUUUUGAUGGACCUUGCUCCUGCUCAGAGAAUGUCUGAAACUCUAGCUGAGGUCUCGAAGACUCCAACUCGCAGCGAAAUGGCUCCAGAAGUCGUUCAACGUCUUUCUUGGGCUCCGAAUCGUCAGACUCGUCGUUCUUUAGGUUAGUUUCCAACUUCUGUUGACUCAAACUGAUGGGAACCAUUUUCAGACUCUGCCCAGCCUCCAGUUCUCGUUUUUGCUCUGGAAAAUUCUUCUCGAAAUGCUUGA
Messenger RNA from Caenorhabditis auriculariae, 4688 nucleotides. The record is from the annotation of a GenBank genome assembly. Lineage: Eukaryota; Metazoa; Nematoda; Chromadorea; Rhabditida; Rhabditidae.